AUGUACAUUUUGCUUCUAACACACAGAAAGAUACAUACAACAUGCAGAAAGUUCGAAACACAACACGAAGGAAAUGUUGCUUAUGAUACGAGAAAAGAACUGCUUUUUGCGACAUCAGAUAGAAUGAUGGCCUUUUGGGGUCUUAUGAUGUCGCUUGGCACCAUGGUGCAGGCUGAUCUGUUCACAUCCAUGGCAGAGAUGCAAAGCUUGCUGGAGUCUGAGAAAGCAGUUCCCACUCUGCUCUACAAGUACAUCGAAGAAGAGCAGAAGCGGCUCGUUCAACUCAAACAGCUUGCGAAGCAGUACCAGGAACGAAAUGAUGCAGCGCUCGAGACUGGCGCGAAGGACAUCAGCAACCCCAUCAACGCUUUCUUACUCAUUAAGAGAAAAAUCUUCGACUGGAAGGGACUCGAGAGGAAGAUGUUGAAUAAUAAGGCGGACGACUUUAUCGAACGUAUGAGCAAUUCCAAUUACGGGAUCCGCUACCCCACAGAGGAGGAUUUGACAGGAGCAGCUCUUGGCCUCCUAAGACUUCAGGAUACCUAUCGACUAGACACAGGGGACUUAGCUGAAGGGCGGAUCUACAAGGAUCAGGGAAACUACACAUUCGACGCUGGGGAUUGCUUCACGAUUGCAAAAGCAGCCUAUAACGAUGGUGACUACUAUCAUACCGUAAUAUGGAUGCAAGAGGCUAUGAAACGACUGGACGAGGAAGAUGUACCUACCGCGGAUCGUGAAGAGGUUUUGGAAUAUUUGUCGUAUGCGCUUUAUAAGCAGGGGAAUCUCAAGCACGCCCUCCAGCUUGUCGAAGAACUGCACAAACUCGACCCGAAACAUCCUCGAGCUAAAGGUAAUAUCAAAUGGUACGAGGAUCUUCUCGCUCAGGAUGGGGUCAAAAAAGCGGAUAUGAGACGCUCAUUGGGACGUAUCUCGAAUGAACGUCCUCUUAGUGUGUUGGGUAACGACGAACGCAGCAUCUAUGAGGCUCUAUGCAGGAAUGAAGUGCCCGUAAGUGAAAAGGAUAUUUCGAAGCUUUAUUGCUACUACAAACGGGAUAGGCCUUUCUUGGUGUAUGCCCCAAUUAAGGUCGAAAUCAAGAGAUUCAACCCGCUCGCUGUGCUUUUCAAAGACGUGAUUAGUGAUGAAGAAGUGGAAAUGAUCCAGGAAUUAGCCAUACCAAAGCUUGCCCGCGCUACUGUACAUGAUGCUGCUUCUGGAAAACUCGUCACUGCAACAUAUCGGAUCAGCAAGAGCGCUUGGCUGAAAGGAUGGGAACACGAGGUUGUGGAACGAAUUAACAAACGCAUCGAUAUGAUGACAAACCUUGAGAUGGAAACUGCAGAAGAACUACAGAUUGCCAACUACGGAAUCGGCGGCCACUACGAUCCUCACUUCGAUCAUGCUCGGAAGGAGGAGACCAAGUCGUUCGAAUCACUUGGGACUGGCAACAGGAUCGCCACUGUGCUCUUCUACAUGACUCAACCUGUUUACGGUGGAGCAACUGUGUUCACUGAGGCCAAAUCUACUGUAAUGCCCUCCAAAAACGAUGCUCUGUUCUGGUACAACCUUCAUAAGUUCGGAGAUGGCGAUCCAAGAACGCGACAUGCAGCCUGUCCGGUGCUUGUAGGAGUGAAAUGGGUGUCUAACAAAUGGAUACAUGAGGUUGGAAACGAAUUCCGUCGCCGCUGUGGAUUACGUAUGUCUGACGGAGAAAGGUUCGUUGGUGAUCUCGGCUUCGGAUCCGAACCCAGGACUUCUCCAAAUCUCAGUCCGGAUCUUUCCAAAGACGUGUUCAACACCAUCUAA
Molecule: messenger RNA, 1806 nt
Organism: Necator americanus (New World hookworm)
Lineage: Eukaryota; Metazoa; Nematoda; Chromadorea; Rhabditida; Ancylostomatidae
Exons: 18
Coding region: 1-1806 (601 amino acids)
Biological process (GO): peptidyl-proline hydroxylation to 4-hydroxy-L-proline
Cellular component (GO): endoplasmic reticulum
Molecular function (GO): protein binding; procollagen-proline 4-dioxygenase activity; L-ascorbic acid binding
Source: RefSeq, a predicted model, not a curated record